Phycodurus eques (leafy seadragon) is the source of this 1693-nucleotide messenger RNA. Its product is annotated as transcription factor 7-like 1-B. The record is from RefSeq and is a predicted model, not a curated record. NCBI's taxonomy places the organism in Eukaryota, Metazoa, Chordata, Actinopteri, Syngnathiformes, Syngnathidae. The transcript has 7 exons. Gene Ontology annotation, biological process: canonical Wnt signaling pathway; regulation of transcription by RNA polymerase II. Gene Ontology annotation, molecular function: RNA polymerase II cis-regulatory region sequence-specific DNA binding; DNA-binding transcription factor activity, RNA polymerase II-specific. Gene Ontology annotation, cellular component: catenin-TCF7L2 complex; beta-catenin-TCF complex. The coding region runs from base 8 to 796 and encodes 262 amino acids.
AAAAAAUAUGGAUGACCAAGAGUGGAAAACUAUUACGGAGGUGAUCAACACGGACUUGGGCAAGAUGAUCAAAAAUCAAGCGCAGGUCGAUGAUGCACCACAUAUGGUGAGCGACAGCCAAGGUCCUGCUCGAGUGAUAAUAGGGCAAAUCUGUUACCAGUUGGUGCCUGGCGCAGUUCUCCCUCCUCCUCGUCCUUUGCCACCAAAUUCAAAGAGAACGAGGAAUACAUCAGGGCCCAAGGAGGAGAGGCCCUACAUUAAGAAGCCACCAAACGCCUUCAUGCUGUUUAUGAAGGAGCGGCGGCCUGUCGUGAAGGCCCAAUUUCAAAACAGUGACAGCGCCGCUGUGAAUAAGAUUCUGGGGCAGAUGUGGAAGUCGCUGACGCCGGCUGAGCAGCUCCCAUUCUUCCAAGAAUCGGAGCGGCUCAGCCUGAUGCAUGCCAGCAUGCACCCGGACUGGACCUGCAGAGACAACUACGGCAUAAAGAAAAAGAGAAAGUGGGCCUGUGCAGCCACCAGUUCAAAUCAUCUGACCAGCUCUGCACCUGAGCUCGCAACUUUAUUCAACCAGAAUGAGGGGCCCGAGUUUGACUCUAUUUUGGAACUGGCGGAGUCAGUGUCGCAGUCCUCCAGCACGGAUGCGGGGCCCGAGGCGGACCUGACCUCCGCCUUGUUCCGCCAACUGGAGGAGUUGGAGGCGGCGGAAGCAGCGGCAGCGUCGUUCUCAACUUUUUGCUGCAAAAUUGACACAGCAGAGGGAGAGAGAUCUAAAGACUGGACCAUAUUAAAUAUUUAAGGAUAGACUUUUAAUGUACAGUAUUUCCAAUGUUUUUACAACCCUAUGUAUAUAAAACUUAUGAAUUACUUCUUUUUUUCUCUAUUAAUCUUUCUAAAAAUCUAUUUUAUUAAUUAUAUUCUGUGUUUUUUUUUACCUAAAACUUUUAUAUGAAAAUGCCAACUAUAUAUAUGUUUAUUGAUUAAAACAAUGUCUUACAACAAUAGGACCUUGUUUUUUUUCCCCCUCCCAAAAAUAAUGUUUGUCAUUCUGCAAAUUAAUCAGUGGUUAUUGAGGUGAUUAAUUUUAGCACGUGAGGCACAUAGUGACUUGCAGUUUAAAAUGAUCAAAACGACACGAGACAGCAGCAGGCUAAAACACUGGUGGUAUCAGGUCUUAUGCUGUGUAAAGGAAUAGAAGUUGUCAAUGUAACGCUGCUGUUCUUUCACACAGCGUUAAGACCUGAUAAAUCCUGCGGCUGCGCAAGAUCAGUGUCUGGCGGCCUUACAGAUUUUGUCAACAAAUCAAAGUCAUGACAAGGAUAGAUGUCGUUUCAUGUUUUGAAAUGUUUCUUAUCUUUUGGAGAUAUGGGUUGAGUGAGGUAUUUAGUUCUAAUCCCUACUUUAAUCUGUGAUAUACUGGAAUAUUAUGUUUUCUAUCAAUAAGGACUGUGCACUAUGACAAAUGUAUGUAAUUCUAGAGUUUACCAGGAGAGGGGAUACUCGCUCUUCUAAUGUAACUGUGUUUCUGAACUGCUGCUCAAAGUUCAGUAAAGAAAUGUGAACAAAAUCAGAGGUGUUGUACGACUUUUUUUGGCCACGAUGCAUCUAUUAGGAUAAAAUAUUUUUCCUUAUUAAUGACACCUCCCUGGUGAGGUGUUCCAGGUGGUGGCUUCAACCUGAUUGAGACUUCAAAAUA